GGAGGUGACAUGCAGCUGCUGCUCAGGCUGGUGGUUUGUGCUCUGUCCCUGUCUGGCAACACAGUUGUGAUGAACAUCUCUCUGACGUGCACCAUUUCAGCUGCCAAAACAAUGAAGCUGCUUGCAGAGAUGGAAGAUGCCCUGCUAAGGAACCUGUUUCGAGGAUAUCAGAAGUGGGUGAGACCAGUGCAAAACUGCAAUGACACAAUAACAGUGAAGUUCGGACUUGAAAUCUCCCAGCUGGUGGAUGUGGAUGAAAAGAAUCAGUUGAUGACUACAAAUGUUUGGCUAAAGCAGGAGUGGAAUGAUUAUAAGCUGGCAUGGGAUCCGGAUGAUUAUGGUGGCAUCAACGCUAUCAGAGUGCCGUCUGAGUCGAUUUGGCUCCCUGAUAUUGUAUUAUAUGAAAAUGCAGAUGGACGGUUUGAAGGCUCCUUAAUGACAAAAGCAAUUGUGAAGCAUAAUGGUGCAGUGAAAUGGACACCCCCAGCAAGUUACAAAAGCUCCUGUACAAUAGACGUCACUUUUUUCCCGUUUGACAGACAGAACUGCUCAAUGAAAUUUGGGUCCUGGACCUAUGAUGGCAGCUUGGUCGACCUCAUUUUGGUAGAUGAGAAUGUGGACCGAAAGGACUUUUUUGACAAUGGAGAAUGGGAGAUUUUAAAUGCCACGGGAAUGAAAGGGACCAGAAGCGAUGACUGUUAUGUAUACCCUUUUAUCACAUAUUAUUUUGUACUGAGGCGUUUGCCCCUGUUCUACACAUUGUUUCUGAUCGUUCCUUGUCUUGGGCUAUCUUUUCUCACUGUACUCGUAUUCUACUCACCCUCAGAUGAAGGGGAGAAGCUGUCCCUGUCCACUUCGGUUCUGGUCUCCCUGACUGUCUUCCUUUUACUCAUUGAAGAGAUCAUCCCAUCUUCCUCCAAAGUGAUCCCUUUGAUUGGGGAAUAUUUACUGUUUAUUAUGAUUUUCGUGACUCUCUCGAUCAUUGUCACUGUCUUUGUGAUAAACGUUCACCAUCGCACCUCAGCAACCUACCACCCCAUGGCCCCGUGGGUCAAAAGGUUGUUCCUUCAGAGGCUCCCCAAACUCCUGUGCAUGAGGGGCCACACCGAUCGCUACCACUGCUCGGAAAGCAAUAUGGACAGCCCAAAAUCGAGGCAGAAGGCCGCUGAGAAACGGAGACGGAGUUCAGCAAAGGAUGACGAAAAUGCAGCCGUGGUAGCUAUCUUAGAGAGGGCUGCUGAAUCUGUGAGAUACAUCUCGGGCCAUAUAAAGAAAGAGCAUUCUAUCAGAGAGGUUGUGGAAGACUGGAAGUUUGUAGCCCAGGUUCUGGAUCGGAUUUUCUUAUGGCUCUUUUUGCUGGUGGCUAUUCUAGGAUCGGCAAUGAUCUUUGCUCCAUCACUUCGAAUGUGGUCGAGUAUUAUAAUAAAACCCAAUGAAAAUGAUCACAAUUAAUCUCAAAAUGUGGCUCAUACAUGUUUUUGGAGCUGGUUUGCAAAUACGUCACUUGCUAUUAGAUUGAAUUCUAUUUUAUAGAAGAAAGAUGCUUUGCCAAGUAUCAUUUGGGAGCCAAGGCAGCACUUCGAAUGUGGUUGAGUAUUAUAAUAAAACCCAAUGAAAAUGAUCACAAUUAAUCUCGGAAUAUGGCUCAUAGAUGUUUUUGGAACUGCUCUGCGAAUAUGUCUCUUGCUAUUAGAUUUAACUCUAUUUUAUAGAAAGAAGAUGCUUUGCCAAGUAUCAUUUGGGAGUCAAGUCAGCACACUUAAAUUCAUACUUACUGCACCUAUUUAUGUACAUUUUAAUCUUAAUGUGCAGAUUUAAUUUUGAAUCAAAUACCGGCAUGUAAAAGCAUGGAAUAUGUACUGCACUGCAAAUUCCGAACAGUUUGUGUUCUGUGUAAUGCUUGUUUAUACAUGAAUUUGAUGCCAUUUAAUUGCAUUGCUAUCUUUUCGAUGAUUAGUGACUUAUGCAACAACUGAAAAAGCAGAGGGUAGAUCAGAGGAUGAUAAUUGGACACUAAUGUGAUUUUCCUGGAAUUGAGACACAUACACAUUUGUUUCAUGAACCUCAUGAAUAUAUUUCAACAAAGAAACAAUAAGGUAUCAAAAUUUUUUGCAGGAACAGAAUUUUGUAUGGCUUUAUAUUAAAAAUGCCAACAGAGCUUCAACGACACAUGGAAGGAUUGCUGAGUAAAGAUGCCUAAUUUGCUCACUGUAUCAGUUGUCCAUGAAUAAUGGUUAAUAUAUUGGAAGAA
Callorhinchus milii (elephant shark) is the source of this 2251-nucleotide messenger RNA. It is a transcript of the gene chrnb3a, whose product is annotated as cholinergic receptor nicotinic beta 3 subunit a. Gene Ontology annotation, cellular component: postsynaptic membrane; synapse; neuron projection. Gene Ontology annotation, biological process: regulation of membrane potential; nervous system process; chemical synaptic transmission. The coding region runs from base 10 to 1452 and encodes 480 amino acids. Lineage: Eukaryota; Metazoa; Chordata; Chondrichthyes; Chimaeriformes; Callorhinchidae. Gene Ontology annotation, molecular function: transmembrane signaling receptor activity; acetylcholine-gated monoatomic cation-selective channel activity. The transcript has 6 exons. The record is from RefSeq and is a predicted model, not a curated record.